CCUAUCAAGCACUGCAAGACGCGAAUCUGGUCUCCACUCUACUCACUCAAUCCUCGUUUGUACAGACAGGCGCCACUAGUUUUUGUUCCGCGUCCACUUCUGCCAACUCUUCCGGAUCUGGAUCCAACCCAAACAAUCAAUAUCCUCCUCAGGCUACUGUCAAUUUGGCUCCAAUUUUCGCCCAUCAUCAUCAUCAUCAUCCUCAUCAAACGGACAACAGCGCCGAGACACUAGGUUCACAGAACGCGGAUGGGUACCCACAGUCUUCUGCGCCACGUGGUNGCAACGUAGCUCGCCUUAUUUCAUUGAAUCAGCCCAUUCCAGCCGCUUGGUCCCGUUCGACAAAGUCCGGAGCCACGGCUAAUACUGCUCCGGGAACCUCAUACCCCAUGCCUGUUCACGUCAGUUCUCGUGCCGCACACCAACACGCCCAAUCACAGCAUGCACCCAUUGUAACAGUAUCCUAUCCGCCUCAUCCACAGACUUCGACUGGCGGUAGCACUCCUACUUCCACAUAUUACUGUCCGUCAUCAGGUUCGAGUCGAGCUGUAAGCACAGCGCGUCACGCAGCCACAGCUGCGGCUUCUGCCAUACUGGAGGGUCAUACAGUUGGUCGCCUGGCGCACAGUUCCCGUGGGGGAGCUAAUCCCGGACGUCAUAGUCCACAUACAAGCGGAAUCAAUCAUCGCAUUGCACAACUGCAGCUGAACCAGACAGAUCGAUCUGUACAAUUGAUCCUGUUGCAAGACAUAAAUCAGAUUCUUCUCAUGGGUUUCGAGGAGACAUUGAUCAAUUUGAAUGUGCAUGGCUUGGUUCGAGCUGUGUUGGAAAUUCUUGAGUGUGAGGAUGACACUCUGAUCGAACUGAAAACACUUGGUUGUAAUGUGCUCACACACAUGAUGGAUACACUGCCGCGCAGCUCGGAUGCCGUGGUUCCAGCAUUGCCUCUUUUGCUCACAACCAUGUCGUCUAGUUUUGUCGGAGACAUACUUGAACGCAUUAUCAACCUGCUUGAACAACUCUCACGCCGUCAUGGUCGAGAGGUCUUGAAAAGUGGAGCGAUUGCGGCAGUGCUUGGGUUCUACGACUUUGUCACUCUGGCUCAGCACCGGACAAUCCUAACGAUGGUAUCAAAUUGUUUUGUCAGUUUGCAACGGGGAGAUUUUCCCCUGAUCGCGGAUAGUCUUCCCAGUUUGGCUGAGCGUCUGAAGGAAUCCGAACCGCGUUGUGUUGAGCGAGUAUGUACCUGUUUCGCCCGUCUCGUAAUGGCUUAUCGUGCCGAACCGGAGGUUCUGCGUCAAGUUGUGACUAGCUGUAAUCUGUUUGCCAAUUUGCAAAAUUUGUUGAUGACCUCACCCCCAAUUCUAUCCGGUGUCCGUGAUGUGGUUCACAUGCUCGCCAUUCUGUGUUCCUCCUGUCCCUACUUAGCUGUGGAUUUGAUUAAACACAGUAAGUAA
Messenger RNA from Echinostoma caproni, 1457 nucleotides. The record is from the annotation of a GenBank genome assembly. NCBI's taxonomy places the organism in Eukaryota, Metazoa, Platyhelminthes, Trematoda, Plagiorchiida, Echinostomatidae.